AUGAAUCAAUCGCCCGAGGGAAUCUCCCCAACAGGCGUCGACCCUGCUGUCGCUGAUGCUUCGAAUCAGCCCGCCAAAGCACAGGCUAAAUUCCCUCCCCCGAAGACGGACAAACCUCGACCACACGUCUGUGGAACCUGCGGCAGAUCGUUUGCCCGACUGGAGCAUCUCAAGAGACAUGAGCGUUCGCACACAAAAGAGAAACCCUUCGAAUGCCAGGAAUGCAAGAGAUGUUUCGCCCGUCGAGACUUGCUCCUGCGCCAUCAGCAAAAGCUACAUUUCACCAACAACCCAUCCAGCCGGCCGAAGAACAACAGACGCGAGAGCACAAGUGGACCUGUCAAUGGUGGCCGUGUAAGAAAAGGCUCAAUAGCCACCACCACUGCCACUGGCGCUGCAGGAGGAAGACCUAGAGCAAACACACUUGGUCAUCUGGACCUGGGAUCCCUAGGACUGAUGGGAGUUGUGUCUCCUGUUGACGCACAAAGGCCGACCCAUGCUAGCAUGGCCCAUCACCGGAUGAGCAUGAGCAAUACCCAGCAGCGCCCAACAAACCUGGACCUCAAUGGCAUCAAUAGCAUGACGCACUCUGGUAUGAGUCAGCACGAUGGCUUCGACCUGUCUCGCGUAGACACUCAUACUUCUCACAUAGACUUUGGUGAGCCUUUGACACAUGUCCAUACGGCGCCCGCAUACACAGGCAUGCAGCCCUCCGAGUUGGAACAGCUCUUCACUCCAGGAGGAAACACUGUAAACCCUGCUCAGUUGCAUUUCGCAGCCUCGGCAGCGCCGCAAUCUGUGCACCUUCAAAACUUCCACAUGAACCAAUUUGAUCUAUUCGGUCAAGGUGACGACUUUGCAUGGAUGCGAGAAUGGGAGCCGCAACUCCAGGCACAUGCCAACAACGAGGUCAUUGAUCAGUCUUCUCCUUCCCAAUUCAGCACUGCCAGCCAGAGUGGUUAUUCCGAGACUGUGACAGACGGACCCUUCCACAUCAAUGUCUCCCAGGCCGGUUGGAAUCCCAAUGAUAUGCAGGCUCUGAUGACCCCCGGAGCUUUGAAUUUGGAUAUCCUCGGCACUGGAUUGCCAUCAAUUGAUCCUCCAAUGAACACAAUCUCGCCGCAAAACCUACAUGACCCUUCUUCCACUACCGAUAGCAAGAUGGAUACCCUCAUGAUGCACUCUGGCGUGCACGACUCUCUAAGUGGUAUGCAUUUCAACCAAUUUCAGCAAUCGUCUCUUCCCAACUUUGAUUCGGACAGCCCUAGCAUCUCCUCGUCAUCCGUACCAGACAGCGCGAGACAAAGCUCUGUAACCUCCAUCUCCACAGAUUCCAUCACAGACGCCACUCGCCAGGCCUUGCUCAUCAGCCUUUCGCAACAAUCUGCCUUCAGUCACAGAAAGUUCUCCCAGCCUUCCAUCAGCUCGCCCCUGUCGCCUAGACCACAAGGACCGAAUCUCCCUCCAACUGCUGAUCUGCAACGUUACAUCAAUGCAUACAUUCAGUACUUCCACCCUCAUCUGCCAUUCCUCCACAUACCUACACUAUCCUUUGACUCGCCCGAAUACAUGACCAAUUUGCGGAGCGCAGGAGCGCAGGCUUCGGCUAACCACAGCGGUGUUGUCGGUGGUGGAGGCUGUCUGAUCCUGGCCAUGGCUGCCAUCGGUGCUCUUUACGAGUACGACCAUCUAGCCUCAAAGGAACUAUUUGACUCCGCAAAGAAGAUGAUCCAGCUCUAUCUCGAAGAGCGUCGCAAGGCCGACAUGUCCGCGGCUGUCAAUGGAGGGCAAUACUUCAACACUGAAAACUCCUCCCACAACACACCGCUGUGGCUGGUCCAAGCAAUGUUGCUGAAUGUCAUCUAUGGCCACUACUGUGGUGACAAGACUGCGGCGGAUAUCGCGAGCAACCACUGUGCAGCACUGGUCAGCCUUGCUCGUGCCGCAGAACUGGCACAGCCGUCCACGGACCAAGAACACUCCAGCGACAUCAAAGAGGAAAAGCAAGACGUUCACAUGGAUGACGGCUCUUCCCCAUUCCAAGGUCACACUAAUGUCCACAUGAAUUGGCUGAAGUGGAAGGAGGCAGAAGAGCGUAAGCGAACUCUCUUCGCUAUCUUCAUUCUUUCCAGUUUGCUUGUCAUCGCAUACAACCAGACACCUGCAAUCACGAACUCAGAAAUACUCCUUUCACUACCUUGUGACGAGGAGCUGUGGACGGCAGACAGCGCUAGAGAAUGGGCGUCCAGAGGAGGUGCCCAGGCCGCUGAGGCCAGUGCUACGCCAUUUGCCGCAGCAUUGAGCAACCUUUUGACGGCUAAUCAGAGACAACAAAGCAUGUAUGGCUACAACAGAUAUAGCCCUAAUGGUGACUCUCACGGAGCUAGCAAUCAACUGCGACCAAGCACUUUCGGAUGUCUAGUUUUGAUCAAUGCUCUUCACAACUAUAUUUGGGAGACACGAAGCAGACACAUCGGACGCCAGUGGACAGCCCAGGAGACCGAAUCCAUGGUCGCGCAUAUUGAGCCAGCCUUGAACGCCUGGCAAGCCGCGUGGAAAGCCAACGACCGUCACAAGCUGCAGCGACCAAACCCCUUCGGCUUGGGCCCUCUUGCAGCUGAUAGCAUUCCUUUGUUGGAUCUGGCAUUUGUGAGACUUUUUGUCAAUCUUGGAAGAUCAAAAGAGGCAUUCUGGCAACGCGACUUCGAAGCUAUGUCGGAGGAAUUGGCCUGUGGGAUCGACAUCGCGCAAACUGGUUCUCCUGAUCACUCAUCCAAUGGCUCAUCUGGAGACUCCCCCGAUUUCAUGCAAAGCGCAUAUGGUCAGGGACAAACACAGUCCUCGGGACACAGCUCGAAGCGUGAACGUCACUUGCGAAAGGCAGCCUUCUAUGCAGCCGACUCACUUGUAAUCUCGUCAAAGUGCAACCUGACGUUUGCGGACUCUUCGGCACAUGAACUUCCAAUUCAGUCAGCCAUCUGCUUCCUUGACUGCGCCCAAGUUUUGGCAGAAUGGGAAACCACUGUCCAGGAGCGUAUUGGUCGAUACGUGGGCGUACUGGGCCAAGUCGAUGUUGACUAUGGUCAGGUGCCCGCUGUGAUGUUGCUCGACACAGAGGACGUUGAGCUACUAAACAAGAUGGAGAGCAUCUGCACUGUCAUGGAGGAGAAGAUGGCCUUGCAAGCCAAGAUGUUGGCCCACGAGAUGGACUCGUUGGACCCUAAUGGAACUAUGGGUCUUCCUUCACCGCUUGAGAGGCUCAACGGACUAUCCAAAUGUGGGCUUGGCAGCAGGAUUUUGCGCAUGACUGCGCAGAUGCUUGAGAAGGCAGCUGUAUGGCCAGUCACCCACGUUAUGGCCAGCGCUCUCGAGACACAGGCAUUGCACGCCGAUCAACGCGCCGAGAAUUCCAUCAACAACCUGUCAUAG
Messenger RNA from Aureobasidium pullulans EXF-150, 3429 nucleotides. RefSeq lists its product as uncharacterized. The record is from RefSeq and is a predicted model, not a curated record. NCBI's taxonomy places the organism in Eukaryota, Fungi, Ascomycota, Dothideomycetes, Dothideales, Saccotheciaceae. Gene Ontology annotation, molecular function: RNA polymerase II cis-regulatory region sequence-specific DNA binding; zinc ion binding; DNA-binding transcription factor activity, RNA polymerase II-specific. Gene Ontology annotation, biological process: regulation of transcription by RNA polymerase II; DNA-templated transcription. The coding region runs from base 1 to 3429 and encodes 1142 amino acids. The transcript has 3 exons. Gene Ontology annotation, cellular component: chromatin.